This is a messenger RNA of Somion occarium, 3190 nucleotides long. The record is from the annotation of a GenBank genome assembly. Lineage: Eukaryota; Fungi; Basidiomycota; Agaricomycetes; Polyporales; Cerrenaceae.
CAACAUUUCAACUCUGAGUAAGAGGGUCGAGUCCCGAGCGCUACAUACUUGAAGUUGGAAAGUAUUCACACGACAGGCGCCGGGUGAUCAUUGUGUAGACUUGCAGUCCUUGUUGAACGCUCUCCUUCAGUCGACUUUAACUGUUACCAUGUCGUCAGAUCUCUCCUCGCUGUUGAGGGCAUCCAAAGCCCUCACAUCUCAUCUCAAUAGGCCAGAUUUACCUUCAGUGAAUCUUUCAUUGGACCAAAUUGAGGCCCAAUCCCGAAAGCUCGUCUCAAAGCAGCUGGGAACAGCUACCGACAAUGACAGGGCGACCUAUCUUCUUGCACAGGCACAUGUUGACGCGCCGGCUCUCAGCAGUUCGAUCGCGAAUUUGAAUACCGCCACAACCUUCACUCCUCUACAGGCACUACAAGACACCGAUGUCGCAGGCUUCGUCCGUUAUGCACACGAACAAAAUAUAAUCGCUACCAUUGAGGAAGCGCGAAAGGCCACGCAAGAAAGCUUCUAUAAGUUCUUGGAAGAGAAAGAACAGGAUGACUGGGAGCAACGGAAGAAACGCGUGUUCGAGCAGUUGGGUGAUCGCGUCGGGACUGGCGAUAACAAGGCUGUCAGUGAAAUGAAACGAAGCAUGCACGGGAAGAGCCUUCUUUCAGUGAGCACGGGGCCGGCACCUAACCUCCAAACACAAAAUAAAAUGAUGGCCUACGAUCGUGUCGUCACUGAACUGAAUGCUGCACGACUACGUGGCAUUUCAUAUCCAGUCAUUCACGCCCUCAUCCAAGCCUCCCUUGCCGUCUCCUCGUCCAUACAAGCAUCUUCAUCUCAACCAACAAUCCAAUUCACACCGACACUCCACAUUCUUUCCAAGAUCACCGCUGAACCACCUUCACUACCUCCACUUGAACACGCCACCGCACAUAUCCUCAACGCGCCACUCUUUGAGCGCAAGUAUGCGAGAGUCUAUCUGGGCGACCCCGAGUCGAGGGAAGCCGUUGAGCUGAGGCGUCAAAUUGCGAAAGGUGCACGAGAAGGAUUGGAGGAACAGUAUUGGGAUAUCGUAGAGAGGACAGUACAUGCCAGAGCUAUGGAGGCAAGGUUAGGUGGGGAUCCAAGUGUGGCGAACAGAAUUCGAGCAUAUAUUCUUGUCAGGCACUACAGGAAUGGAGAGUGGGAGGAUCGAAUCGAGUUAGUAGCAGGACAACCCUUGUGGGCGAAACUGUUCUACUUGGUACGAACAGGACAUGCACGGGAAGCGCUUGACGAGGCUAUCCGACACCAGCAGCCUAUUGAACAUCGUGAAGCCAGCUUCAUUAGCCAUUUCAGGGCAUGGGUAGAGUCUCCAGACCGACGGUUACCGAAACCUCAUCGAGACCAACUACACGCAGUGUACAACGCUCAUAUGUUGCACUCUGCGACGACAGACCCCUUCAAACUCGCUCUCUUCAAGCUAAUGGGCAAGAUCGACCCAUCACGUCGAAGUGUCCCUCAAGUCACUGUGACCACUGAAGACUGGCUUUGGUUCCAGCUUUCCAUGGUUGAGGAAGAAGAGAGUGGUGGUUUGCGUGGAUUGGCGGAAGUCCUUCUCACGUACGGCGAGAGGCACUUCGAUGGUACUCCUGGACAUAAAGGUGCGAGGCGGGGUGUCUGGGCGGGCGUUUUGCUCAUGUGUGGUCAGUUCGAACGUGCUGCUGCGGCUCUGUGGGAACACCCAGAGACGGAAGUCGAGGCUGUUCAUCUUGCCAUUGCUCUGGCAUAUCAUGGCUUGCUAAGAGUCCCGUCUCGAGCGGAGACAAAUGAUAGCACACCCCUUUCACUCCCGAAUAGUGGCCCUCCUGCACUUUCACUCUCGGCCCUCAUCUGGCGCUACGUCCGCCCAUUCGUCAAGAUGGAUGCCAAAGAGGCAUUGCAAUACGUCUCGUGCAUCUGUCUCAGCGCUGAUCAAGGACACGGCGUCGGCAAGGAGCAAGUUGAGACUGCUUGGGAGUGGGUGAGGAGGAUAAUCGUCCUCGCUAAUCCUGGCGCAGCAUGGGAAGAAUUGGUAGGUGGGUUCAGACCUGACGGAACGCGAUUCAGUGGAUUCAUCGAACAAUGCGCUCCACUCCUCAAGCUGUCUGACAUGAAAGAAUACAACGCGCAGAUCCUUAUUCGAGCUGCUCAAACGUCGGAAGAGAACUCUCGAAUCCCGGAAGCCAUCAAGCUCUACAAUCUAGCUGGAGACUAUACGACCGUCAUUUCCUGUCUUUCUCGCGCAUUGGGUAACUCGAUCACGUUGCCAAGUAGUGAUGAUGGUGCGAGGAGUAUCGAGAAGACCGCCAGCGAGAUUUUGAGACAUUAUGAGAGGACGAAUAGGGCGACAGGAAAGGAGAGGGAUGCGGUUGUUAGGUUGUUGAAGGUAAGAGAAGCUAUGGAGGCCAAGGAUGCUGGAAAGCCUGAACUUGCGCUCGAGAUCAUGGAGUCAACUGAUUUGAUACCUCUGGAUGGGGACGUGUCGAAAAUUACUCGGAGAGCAGAGGAGUUCCGAGACCUGCCCGAAGCACUCCAGCGCAACCUCCAAACGUUCCUUACCCUCACAAUGGAUGCGCUUGCCGGUGUACACCAGAAAGUCAAGAACUCAAUGGCGGCCGAUGCGACUAAGCAGAUGGUAUGUUCAUCUCUUCCUUUUUCACAACACAUGUUGAAUGACUUAUGGGACCUCGUGUUCUCAGGCGUUAGCCUCGUUGAGGAAAAAGUCAAGAUCGUUAAUGAUCUUUGCUGGUAUUCUGAAAUACCGCAUGUCUCCUGAUGUGUACUCAUACCUCGCACGUUUGGACGUCGAGAUUGCUCUGUAGUUUGCUUUAUGUCGCAUAUACAUUUCUGUUGUUUCUCGUCUUGUUCAUUGCUCAUGAUUAUCUUUUUCACUUCUACCCCUCACAAUGCAUUUUGUUUUGAAUCACACGCUGACCUAUAGCGUGCAAAUGAACAGUGUAAGACAUGCCAACGUCUGUCGCGGUGUCGCAGGGCACUUUAACGUCAAUCCUGCAGCCCACUUUGAGACCAGCGAUCCGCGAACGAGGCAGACUGCAUACCAUUUGUGCAGUCAUUGCGUCUUAAUGGUUUUAUACGAUCUAACUGUUGCCUGACAGUAACGGAUAUACUCUGAAAAUGUUCACCUAAUAUUUUCCUCCGAACCUUAUAGAUAAUUAACUCG